This is a messenger RNA of Lathyrus oleraceus (garden pea), 1934 nucleotides long. RefSeq names its product protein PHOSPHATE STARVATION RESPONSE 1. Bases 422 to 1522 code for a protein of 366 amino acids. Lineage: Eukaryota; Viridiplantae; Streptophyta; Magnoliopsida; Fabales; Fabaceae. The transcript has 7 exons. The record is from RefSeq and is a predicted model, not a curated record. Gene Ontology annotation, molecular function: DNA-binding transcription factor activity; DNA binding.
UAUAGUACCAUUUGUGAGAAUAUUUGAUGUGCCUAUGGUAUUUCAAGCUUUAAUUAGUUUCCUUACAUUCCAAAACCAGCUAGCUACAUCCAUUGCUCAAACACAAAUGAAAAGAAACCUUAUAACCAAGUAGGGUUUUUUUCUUCUUCCUUUUCUUUCUUCCAUCAUCCAUAGAUACAUUUGGAUCAACAAAUAUGAGUUAGGUUUACCUUCUUUUACUUCAAGUCAAUUGCAAAGUUGAUUAUCCAAGGAAAUAAUUGGCUUUAUUGGAUCUUGGAAACAAGGGUUGGCUAAUAUAUAGGAUCUCUUUCUAAUAUUCAUAUGUGGUUUGAGGAAGCUAUCUUGGAAGAGAGUUGUUAAGCUUCAUCCUUAGCAAUGAAAACAUCAAAGUAAUUUGAUAGAAGAAGAAAAUAGAACACAAAUGGCAGAGAGAAUACACAUAUCUAAUGAAGUCGUCAAGAAUGAAGAUAGUAACGAUAUCGGAACAAAACCCUCUUCGCCAAAUAGAAGAAAACGUUCCUUCUUCGACUUAAACGAAGAAGCGGUCGACGAUGGAGAUGAUGAUCAUGUGACACAACUUGUAAGUGAUGAAGGCCCUAAUUGUGGUGAGAUAAGCAACAACAAUGAGAUAUCAUCACAAGAGGAGAACUUGAGUAGCAAUGAUCAUCAUUCAAGUGAUCAAGAAGGGAAAGGGCGAGGAAAUACCGUAAGACAAUAUAUUAGGUCGAAAAUGCCUAGGCUUCGAUGGACUCCUGACCUUCAUUUAUCUUUUGUGCAUGCUGUUGAAAGACUUGGAGGCCAAGAAAGAGCAACACCCAAGUUGGUUCUCCAAUUGAUGAAUGUGAGAGGACUUAGCAUUGCACAUGUGAAGAGUCAUUUGCAGAUGUAUAGGAGUAAAAAACUUGAUGAGUCUGGCCAAGUUUUAUCCCAAAAAAAUAGGGAAAUGCAAGGAAAGCAUCAUCAUAUUUUGGAUAUGUAUGGAAGAUUUAACGUUCAAGGACACUUUGGUGUUAAUAAUAACAACUAUUUGCACCCAUAUAAUGAAAUCAAAGCUCAUAGCUCUUCAAGGUUUCAUCAAAGUGGUCUUUUCAACAAUCAUGUGAUCUUUAGAUCAAGUUCAAUGUGGGACAAAGAUUUAUAUAAAACAAGUUCACAUAUAUUUGAUGUAAAAGAUGCAAUAACAAGAAAUAAUAAUGGACCUAUAAAUUCUACUCAAAUAAGUCAGUUACUACCUGAAGAAAAGAAGUGGCCUCCUCGAUUACAAGGAAGUGAAAAUCAUGAAAGCUUGUUUCGAGAUGAUCAUAGUGCACAGCUUUUUUCAUGGAGUCCUGUCUUCACUAAGGUGCAUGAUAAAAAGGAUCAAAUGCAAGAAUUCAAACACCAACCUCAAGUAUCAAAGAAAGAGUACACAUCAAGUUUCUUAGAACUAAAACUAAGUCGAGAUUCAGAAAUUAGUGUUAAGAAUCAGAUAAAUAUGAAUCCAACGGGCGAAGAAGAAAUACACACAAUUCUCUCUCUUUAGUUAUUGUCUUUCUCUUCCUCAAAUUCAAAGUGAUGAAAAGCAAGGUUAGUGAAAAGCACAGAGAAAAUAUCUAGGUUGGGAAUUUGAAUGAGUUUGCAAAAUUGUACACUAACAAGUCAUUUGGGCUGAGUACUUAAGAUCUGACCAUGUCAAUUAGGGCAUUGGAGUGAGAUCUUUUAAGUACUUGCUUUAUCAGACCACAUUUAUGCAUGCAAAGGACCUUUUGUGAAAUUUUGAAUAAAUUAAUUUAGCUAUUGUUAUUUCAAUUUGGAUUAUGUUUACUUAUAGAUUAGAAUCAAUGCCGCAAUUAAUUUGUUUGUUGGACCAUUGACUCAAUAUGAAGUCGCUUGAGACCCUUGAAAGGCCCAUUUAAAUACUUAUUUUAAAUUAUAUUAUGUGGUAUUUUUUUAAA